Messenger RNA from Populus trichocarpa (black cottonwood), 1907 nucleotides. RefSeq names its product transcription termination factor MTERF8, chloroplastic. Bases 174 to 1274 code for a protein of 366 amino acids. The record is from RefSeq and is a predicted model, not a curated record. NCBI's taxonomy places the organism in Eukaryota, Viridiplantae, Streptophyta, Magnoliopsida, Malpighiales, Salicaceae. Gene Ontology annotation, molecular function: double-stranded DNA binding. Gene Ontology annotation, cellular component: chloroplast. Gene Ontology annotation, biological process: regulation of DNA-templated transcription; chloroplast organization. The transcript is spliced from 2 exons.
UGUAAGUUUGUUACAGAAAAUGCCGUCGAUGGAAACAGGGCAAAAAUGAGCAACAAAUUUACCUUUUCUGUUGAACUGGCAGCCGCCGUAACUCAAUUUCCUUGCAUCCAAAAACCCUAAUUCUCAGUCAUCAAUGCAUUUUUGCUUCCAAAGAACAUGAGCAGCACUUAGCGAUGAGAAGCCUGCUGCUUUCUCUGCUUCAAAAACGUUUCUUGAAUACAUCACCACCACUACCAAUUGCCCCAUCGUCACUCUCAUUUACUGUUCAGUACCUCAUUACCUCAUGUGGGCUUUCCUUGCAGUCAGCUUGUUCUGUUUCCAAAAAGUUCCAAAUCGAUGAACAGAAUCUCCAAAAGCCCCUAUCCGUUAUCCAACUUUUGAAAUCUCACGAUUUUAAGGAUGCCCACAUUGCCAAAAUGAUCGAAAAGCGACCCCGAUUGCUUCACUGCAGUACACAAGACAAUUUGAAGCCCAAAUUCGACUUCUUCAUCAAGAAUGGAUUCGUGGGUCGACUUCUCCCUGAGUUAUUAGUUUCAGAUCCGGUAAUUUUGACAAGGAACUUGGGUUCUCGUAUUAAGCCAUGUUUUAAGCUCUUGAAGUCAUAUGUACAGAGUCGUGAAGGCGUUGUAGCUCUUCUUAAGCGUGCUCCGUUUUUUUUAUCGUAUGGUUCCAUGGACUCAAUGCGACUAAAUAUUGAUUUGUUGGUAAAAGAGGGUGUGGCUGCUGAUAGGAUUGCAAAACUGUUGAUCUGGCAACCAAGAAGUAUACUCUAUAAGCCUGAUAGGAUAGUUUAUGCGCUAAAUGCUCUUAAGAACCUGGGACUUCAGCCAGGGGAUAAACCAUUUAUACAGGCUCUUAGCGUGAGGAUACAAUCGAAUGACACGGCUUGGAAGAAGAAAAUUGAAGUUAUCAAGAGUUUGGGCUGGAGUGAAGAGGAGGUUUUGAGGAGUUUUAAACGACACCCGCCAUUAUUUGGAUACUCAGAGAAGAAAAUCAGGACUGCAAUGGAUUUCUUUAUCAACACUAUGGAGUUGGAACGACAAUUUAUAAUAAAGAGUCCCAAUUUUCUUGGGAUGUCAAUUGAUAAAAGGAUUCGUCCAAGGUAUAACGUUAUCAAGGUUUUGGAGUCAAAGGAACUGAUUAAAAGAGAUAAGAAGAUUAGUACUUUGUUGUCAUUAAGUGAGAAAAAUUUCUGGGCGAAUUAUGUCAUCAAGUAUGCGGACGAGGUCCCAGGUUUACUAGAGAUAUAUGGUGGUGCUGGCAAGGCAAAAUAGAUGGUCACUUGAUUGAAAAUGAAGCAAGUUCACUUUUGCCGUUGCACAAGCAGUAGGAGAUGUUAGUAAAACUGAUGGAAGGAUUGCGUUGGAAAGCACCUAAUGGGUAUCAGAAUGGGGUUUGCUGGCUUGAAUGACCUUUGAAGAAGAGGACUGUCCAUUGGAUCACAAUGAAACUUAAAGGAGAAUGAAAGUAGCUUGGCAUGUCUGAAUAUGGCGAUGAGGAGUGGUGAAAAUGGUGGGAUCAUUUCAUUAUUCAGGCACGCUCAUGGCUUUGGUUUCAUGAAAGAGGGGGCACCAGAUAUUAGAAAUGUUAGGCAAGUAGCUCUGUUUCUCUAGUAUAAGAAAUUACAAACACUAGCAAUAGUUUUUGACAAACUCGAAAAGGUUGCUGCAGAAUCAUUUAGCUUUUUUCUGUGGAGAGGCAGAUUUUAGCCUUCUGCUUGUUGUAAAACAAAAAUGCAUGGGUUUUGUUUUGCAGUUAGGUAAAGAAAUCUCUGUUUGUGAGUUUAUCAUUGAUCAGUUAAUGAUCAUGUUCAUGGAGGCAUGUCUCGUAGAUGUUGAGUUCGUACAUUACGUGGACUAGGCUACUCAUUAACUGUUUUUGUUAAAUGACACUACAACUUCUGAGCA